Molecule: messenger RNA, 5520 nt
Organism: Seriola dumerili (greater amberjack)
Lineage: Eukaryota; Metazoa; Chordata; Actinopteri; Carangiformes; Carangidae
Gene: tarbp1
Product: TAR (HIV-1) RNA binding protein 1
Exons: 29
Coding region: 73-4950 (1625 amino acids)
Biological process (GO): tRNA methylation
Molecular function (GO): RNA binding; tRNA (guanine) methyltransferase activity
Source: RefSeq, a predicted model, not a curated record
UGGCAGUCGUGAGAGAAGCCGGUUGUGGGGUAUCUUCAGCUCGCUUGUUCUGGGCCGUGUAGCACCUCUACAAUGUAUUCUGUUUUAAUGACGGCGGUCUUGUCCAGCUCUCCUGACUAUGACCGUCUGUUUGAGGCUCUGUCCUGGCCGAGUGAGUCGUGGCCGGGGACAGAGCGGGUGGAAGCGCUGACAGCUCUCAUUGAAGGGCUCGGACCACUUUUGGCAGACUCGGACACGACUGCGUUUACAGCUGCGAAAAGACGACGUAUUCAAGAAAAAAUUGAGUCGGUUAUUUGGACGCAGUGUCUGCCUCUCUUGUCCAGAAUAUCGGCUGAAGCCGGUGACGACGUGCGGUGCAGGGAGAGUACAGCCGCUGCCUGCCGGCUUCUGAGCGUCUGUGUCCCAUUGUGUGAAGAAGCUGUGCCGGGGCGGGUGGCUCUGUCCAUCCUGCCGUCGCUCCAGCUGUCGGAGGAGGAGCUGUCUGGUCCGGGACGCCUCAGUGGGGAGGUUGCAAGUGAAGUCUUGGCUGCUCUCAUACCUUCUCUGUCAGCGGAUGAACAGCUCACACUCACCACCUUGUCAUCUGCCUUGUCCUGCAUCAAAACACUCUCUGAUGCAUUGGUCUCCAAAAUCACAGUCAGGCUUCUCUUGACUCUGUUGAACUGCUGCAGCGGUGUGAAGUUAAAAAACAUCCUCAAGUUGAUCCACGAUGAUCUGUGCAGCUGGCACUGCACUGAGCGCACACCAGUGGUUACAGAGCGGGUACUGCUAUGUUUGACCGCCAUGUCAGACCACCUGCUGAAACCUGCUGACAUCUUUCCCUCUUGCACCUCCUCCUCCUGUGAGCCCGACCCUCGUCUGUCCCUCCAGUUCUGGAGGAUGGUCCAGGAUGGACUGACACACCGAGACAGCGUGUCACGUAAAAGGGCGCUGUACCUGCUGAAAAGGUGUGUGGCCCUGUCAGAGGAGGAGCGGGUGGACUGCCCUCUCUCUCCAUCAGAUGAAGGUGAGACCUUGUUCAAAUGGGCCCCCAACAGGAGCAAGUUGCUUAGAGAGUUCUGGGAGGAUUAUGCGCUGGUAAUGGAGACCCUGGAGGAAAACCAGAUUCAUGUUGUCCGGCCAGUUCUAAACAGAAUAGACACGCUGAUCCAAACUACAGUAAAUGAUAGUCAAGCUUCAGGUGAAGGCCUCCUCCACCCCUCCUGGCUACUGUGUGUGUACCAGAGGAUGUUCCACAGUGAGAAUAAAUCCUUAAUGAGAGAGGGAGUGUGUCAUCUGCUCGAGCUACAGGUCCUUCAGCAGCCAGCUUUUGCUUUGGCCUUUUCUCAGUUUAUCGUUGGCCCUUUCAUGGAUGUUCUGUCUGAAACUUCACUCUUCCACAGAUCAGUUGGGCAGAGUGUAGGAGAUUGUCCUGAGCUGGGGGCUAAACUCCAAGUCUUCAUGACCACCUUCUUCAGUAGCCUACCGUCAGAGCAUAGAGCUCAUGUGUUGCUGCAGCUGAUUCAGCAGCUGGGCUCUAAGCACUGGUGUGCAGUACCCCUCCUCUUCCUCUCCCAGGCACUAUCCAAACUCCCCCCAGGUCCACUGCUGGGGAUCAGCGGGCUCACUGCUCUAAGGGAGGUGCUGCGCUGCACCAUGAUCACACAUCAAGUUUUGUUACGAGGAGCUGCCCAGUGCUUCCUGCUGAAUAGUGCCCUCUGUCUCGCAGAAGUGAGUGCAGUGAACCUUGAUGAGCUCUUUAGUUUCCUGAUGCAUUUCCGUGCAGACGAGUCACUGUGCAGAGGGACGCAGAUCUGGAAUCAGUUGUGUGCCUGGCUAUCAGACAAUGAAGGCGGUUUCAAGCCCAGGAUUACGGAUGGUGAUUCCACUGGUGCUGCCACAAAGAAAGAAACUGUAAGAGGUUAUGUUCAAGCUGAGAUACAUGCCUAUCUCCAAGUUCCAGCCAGCACAGGUCAAACUGAGAGGUUACCUGACUCUAAAGAGGCUGAUAAGUUGGCCAGAGCUAUUCUGCUGUGUGUGGACAUGGAGAAGAGUCAACUUGGCACAGAGAUCUGUAACACUCUGGAGUCAUUACUGUCUCCUCUGCUGGACACCCUGAGCAGAGUCAGCACCAAUAUUUACUUGCCUGUGCGUAAGAGCGACAAGAGCCUGCAGCUUAUGCUCCGACUGCUCCAGCUCGGAGGAACACCAAGUCGUCAGCAUGUCGCAGAGGAGCAAGGCGACAGUGUGAUGGUUGCCAUGGAGAAGCACAUUUUUAAAGUCGUAGAUCCAAUCCAGGAGUUUAUCUUGAGGCGGCUGUGUGGGGAGCUGCAGGAGCUAUUUGACGUGGAGCGAGCAGAGCUGUAUCUGGGUGUUCUGAAGCAGCUGGUGGUCAUGUACAGUUCUACACCACAGCGCCUUAGUAAAAUUCAACAGAAUGAUUUCCCUAAACUCAUCAAGCACAGCGUCAGGGUCCUGCAAGAACCAAGCCAGCAGGUCCCCUCUGUGGCAAACCAGGUGUCCAGAGCGGUUGCCAUGGCAUCCCUGGCCACAGUUUGUAGUCUUCUGGAGCAGGAAGUGAUUGACAUGCGAUCAGAGACACUUUCUGCUCUGAAAGAACUGAAUGACUACCUCUACAGUUCAUUGUCAUCUUCCUCACAAAGUCAAUUACUUCUAGGAAACUUCAAUAAACGCCUGCUGAAACCACAGACAGGAGACUGUUCAAGUGAUCUAGCAGUGCAGGGUCCUCUGCUGCAGGACUGGGGACGUAUCGCUGCCAACUUCAUGCGGGACCAGUGGAUUAGUCUGAGCUUCCUGAUUAAAGCUGUUGGGAUUCCUGAGAUUUGCAGAGCACCAGACACUCUCAAGGCUGCUCUGAGCUGCAGCGUGGAGGCCCUGGCACUGCUGCCCAGUGACCUGGUGCUGCCUGUGCUCACCUUUAUGGAGACAGCGCUGCCACAAUUACUACUUGAUGAGGAGGCGCUCUGUGUGGAGGCUGUGACUCUGAGCUGGGAUCUGGUGCAGGGACUGAGCACUAAUGCACAUGACUUCUGGCCGGCCCUGAAAGGAUUCAUCUCCGUGGCCUUCCACCGUAAACUGCUCGAGCUGACACACACUCGGGCUCUGACGCUUAUGGCCACCUUGAAGCAGAUUGCCUCGGAGCUGAUUGAGCUGUCUCAGUCAAAAAGUGGAGUGUUCGGAGUUCUGCUUCAGCACUGCUGUCAGACAUGGCUGCCCACAGGCCGAGGCUGCGGCGACCAGGCUGACACCGUGUUUUCUAGUGUUUUCAGCUACAUCAACAUACUCACUGAGGCUUGUGUCUAUGGACCGGUGUUCAGAAGGGAUCAACGGCUCACCCAGGAUGUCCAAACGUACUUGGAGCAGCUCGGUGAGGAGUGUGCUGGUAAUGUCGUUGUUACAAGCGAUAACAGGGACGAGCAGUUGCCCCGCACAUGUGUCCUGGCUUUCCUCAGCCGCUUGGAUCCCUCUUAUCUACAACAUGAAAGAGUGAUAGAAGAACUAGUUAUAGCUUUGUUGAAAAAGGAUAAUGACAUAUCAAAGUCAAAAGUGCGUUACUAUAGCAACUCCCUGCAACAUCGUGUCAAAAACAGAGUAUGGCAAACACUGCUGCUGCUGCUGCCCAAACUCAGAGAGGAGUUUGUCGGCACUUUACUGAACCGCGUGUUUGAAGCUGGAUUCUGCAGUAACCAGGCCUCAGUCAAAUACCUGAUCGAAUGGAUGAUGAUUCUGAUCCUCAUUCACUAUCCACAACACUUGGACAGCUUUUGGACCUGCUUCAGCAUGGAUCACGAAAAGACCAAGACGAGUGUCUGCACCUUCCUGUCAGUCCUGGUGCAUUUGAAUGUCAUCAUGCCUAAUCUUAAGGAUAAGGCAGCGCAGUUGCGUAAAGCGUUGGACAUCAUCCUGCAGUGGUGUUUCAACCAUAACUUCAGCGUGCGCCUCUAUGCCUUACUGGCCUUGAAAAGGGUGUGGGGCUUGGCAGAAGAGGAAGGGGCCGAUGGUUUGGGAGGGCUGUCGACUGUGAUCAAGGCCUGUUUGAACCAGGCUGAGGCCAUGCAGAGCACUGGAAAUGCCAACAAAAACUGGAUAAGGAUUCAGGAGCACUUCUUCUUUGGUGCCUUUCAUCCUAUCAGAGAUUACAGUGUUGAGACCAUAUUCUAUACCUUUCCCAGUCUGUCAGAGUUGGCUGAUGAUGAGUGGAUUCCACCAUGGAAAUUUGAGAAAUUGUCGUGCUUCUCUGAAAGUCCCUCUUUUCCUUUAAAAAAUCCCGCUCCUGACCUGAGCCAGCUCCAGCCUGGAGACUGGAUCCAGCAAGACAAAGGUGAGCAGGAUAAGGAGGAGCGCUGGGCCGAGGUGCAGAAGAAGAUCACUCCCUGGAGGUUGGGGAUCCAGGAGCAGGAGCCUGAACUUCAGCUGGUUCCACCACAAAGGGCCGCUCGACUGGGAAAACUGCACGGCGCCCUGAUGGUGGUAGCAUCACUUAUAGACAAACCAACCAAUUUAGGAGGUUUGUGCAGGACUUGUGAGAUAUUUGGUGCCAGUGCUCUGGUUCUGGACAGCCUGCGCCACGUCGGUGACAAACACUUCCAGUCCCUGAGCGUCUCAUCUGAGCUAUGGCUUCCUCUGUUAGAGGUGAAGCCAGUGGAGCUUGCUGACUUCCUGCAGGUGAAGAAGAGUGAAGGGUACUGUAUUGUUGGAGUGGAGCAGACAGCCAACAGUCAGAGUCUCCAGGACUAUCAGUUCCCUGAGAAGACCCUGUUACUUCUGGGCAAUGAACGAGAAGGCAUUCCUGCCAACUUGCUCCAAAUGUUGGAUGUUUGUGUGGAGAUCCCUCAGCAAGGGGUCAUCCGCUCCCUCAACGUGCAUGUGAGCGCUGCCCUGCUGAUUUGGGAGUAUACACGGCAACAUCUCACCUCUGGUUCAGCUGAAGUCAACUCAAAACACAGCUGAAGAAGGAAACCAGCAGUGCGGCCCUACGGAUGUGACAUCUGUCCUCCAGAUGCUGACAGUGUUUGCUCAUCUCUCCUAGCAAACGUGAAAAGCGUCUUAGGGGUGUGUGUUUGAAAGAAAAUGUCAACUUCAGCUACUGGACAUGAAGACGCUGCAUACAGUUAAUGUCAGGACCUAAAGGAUUUUCAUGGUUUCUCUGGAUAGGGAGCUGUCCUUUUGGGUUUUAAUGUGGUCAGCACUUCAUCAGUACUGUCCUUGUGCCUUAAUGAGAGUCAUGAAUAGAGAUCAGUUCUGGUCAUUACAUCUAAAUAUUCCACUGGGCAUGCUGUUUUAUUAAUGUAGGCUGUCUCUAUGUCUCUGUAACAGCAGCAUAAAUGGAAAUUUUCUUCUUGCUUAUGUGAGCAGUUGGUUUUUGCCUCAGAGCACCAGGACUGAACUGUACUGUCAAUACCCAGCAAACUAUUUUACAUGUCAUAUUAAUGCUGCUUUUGUUAAGAUGCACACAUUUUUGUGUUCUCACUGUUUUUAUUGCAGGUUGUGAUUUUAAUUUUCUUAAAUGCCUUUGGUUUU